Hibiscus syriacus is the source of this 2122-nucleotide messenger RNA. Its product is annotated as protein YLS7-like. Gene Ontology annotation, cellular component: Golgi apparatus. The transcript is spliced from 4 exons. Gene Ontology annotation, molecular function: O-acetyltransferase activity. The record is from RefSeq and is a predicted model, not a curated record. Bases 374 to 1981 code for a protein of 535 amino acids. Lineage: Eukaryota; Viridiplantae; Streptophyta; Magnoliopsida; Malvales; Malvaceae.
GAGUUGCAGGGAACAAGAGAAGCAAGCAUCAAAUCCUCAGCUCUCACAUUUCCCAUUAAUUAUUCUGUGAACAGGGUUAGGAGGAAUUCAAGUCUCUCCAAUCAAUUGUGUUUUGUUCUGUGAUUAGUCGCAAUAAGGGACAAUAAUUUCAAUAAACUUUUAGAAAGAAAAAACAACUCUCCUUUUUUGUAUAGGAAGGAGAAGCAUGCAUUUAAUUACCAAUUUAGAAAUCUUUUGUUGGUGGAUCAUCUCCGAAAACAUCAGCUCUUAGAUUCGUUACAGCAACAUUUCAAUAACACGUAGUUGGUUGGUUGGUUGGUCUUCAUAGAUUCCGUGUUAGAUAUUUUUUAGGACUUUAACUAGUUAGGAAACCAUGACAUUGGCUUCCCCAAAAGGUUCUAGUAAAAUGACUGCCUUACCUCGUAGCCUUUCCUCCAUUGUGGCUUCAGUCGUAGUACUAGCAACAUUCUUGAUUUUUGCCUCUUUGCUUCUGGUUUCAUUACCCUUUGGUUCAGCUGUUAGAGGAUAUUUCUAUGGUGUCGAUAGGAAAAUAACUUUGCAUGAUUCUACCUUUGAUCAAAGUUCUGAUAAGGAUGUAAAUUACACUCAUCAGAACUCACCAUCUGGGUCAAAUUUAGAAAUGCCCAUAAUGAGUUCAAAUACUUCAGCUGUUGAUAAAACAUCCAUAAGAUCUUCCACUGAUAAGGAUUUGCUACCAACUGAGUCUAAUAAGGAACUGCCCUCUAGUCCUAAAGAUUUGGUUGAUUCAAAAAUUAACAAGAUGUCGAAGAAACCUGUAGAGAUUCCAGGCUCAUCAUCUAGAGUAACAGAAAAGGUGGUGGUCACUUCCAGUUUUGCAUCUAGCAAUGCAUCUAUGAGCAAUUCAGCUGAUUCAGGCUGUGACCUGUACCAAGGAAAUUGGUUCUAUGAUCCACAAGGACCAUCAUACACCAACAACUCUUGUCCAGUCAUAACACAGAUGCAGAAUUGCCAGGGUAAUGGGAGGCCUGACAAGGAAUAUGAGAAUUGGCGUUGGAAACCCUCUAAAUGUGACCUCCCCAGAUUUGAUGCCAAGAAGUUUUUAGAGUUGAUGAGAGGAAAGACACUUGCUUUCAUCGGUGAUUCUGUUGCUCGAAAUCAGAUGGAAUCACUGUUGUGUCUUCUCUGGCAGGUUGAAGUUCCGAAAAAUCGAGGAAACCGAAAAAUGCAUCGAUAUUAUUUCAGAUCAUCAUCUGUAAUGAUUGUUCGGAUAUGGUCAUCUUGGCUUGUCCGUCACACUACUGAAAAGUUUGACUUUGCCUCAGAGGGUGUUACCAAGUUGCAUCUUGAUGUUCCUGAUGAUGGCUUCAUGGAAUUCAUCCCACAGUUUGAUGUGAUUGUUCUUUCCUCUGGUCACUGGUUCGCCAAACAGUCUGUCUAUAUCCUGAACAACGAGAUUGUAGGAGGACAAUUAUGGUGGCCGGAUCAUUCUCGACCUAUGAAGGUCAAUAAUGUCAACGCAUUUGGAAUAUCUACAGAUACAACUCUGUCUGCACUUGUUACACAUCCUAAUUACACUGGUCUGGCCAUUGUACGUUCCUUUUCUCCGGAUCAUUACGAAGGCGGAGCUUGGAAUACAGGUGGAUCAUGCACUGGAAAAGUGAAGCCGCUUGCAACUGGUGAAUUAGUAGAGAAUGGGUUCACAAACGUGAUGCACAAGCAACAGGUGAUGGGUUUCGACCGUGCUUUGAAGAAGGCAACAAAGAAGUCCAAGUUGAGGUUGAUGGAUAUUACUGAAGUUUUCGGAUACCGGCAUGACGCUCAUCCAGGUCCCUACCGUAGUCGUGAUCCGAAUAAGAUAACAAAACGUGGGGCCGAUGGGAAGCCUCCACCGCAAGAUUGCUUGCACUGGUGCAUGCCGGGUGCGGUUGAUACCUGGAACGAAUUUGUGCUUGAAAUUAUAAGAAGAGAAUUUGAGGGCAACCAAGACUUCUCGUCAUGAGGAUUACAUGACACGAUUGUGCUUUUCUGUAAUAUAAUUAUUGAGACAGUAAUAUAUUGAGUGGAGUGAGGGCUAAGCUAGUCCGUUUGUUUAUUGUAAGUGAAAUAAUUAACGUAUAAAUUUAAGAUUUAUUUGAUGUCA